Messenger RNA from Eruca vesicaria subsp. sativa (arugula), 953 nucleotides. The record is from the annotation of a GenBank genome assembly. NCBI's taxonomy places the organism in Eukaryota, Viridiplantae, Streptophyta, Magnoliopsida, Brassicales, Brassicaceae.
UGAAAAUGUCAAAAUAGUCACACGCGGCCAGAAAUCCAAUCCAAAAUGGCUAUCAGACGACCACCGAUACUAAUCCUCAUCAUCUUCCUCGCAGUCACCCAAAACGCCACCGCAGAUGAGCCGGUUCCGGCGCCAUGGCCACACCAAUUCCACGCCCUACUGUUCAUGAAUUACUCCGGAAGCCUCUCGAUGAUUGACCUUUGGUACGACUGGCCUAAUGGUCGUAAUUUCAAUAUCAUCCAGGAGCAGCUCGGUCCCAUCACCUACGAUCUCGAAUGGAACAACGGCACCUCUUUCCUUUACACCCUCGACCAAUCCAAAUCCUGCCGCUCCGCUCAACUCGAGGUUGGAAUCCUGCGACCAAACUGGCUAGAUGGAGCUAAGUAUUUAGGACAACAACUUGUGAAUGGGUUUCAUUGCAAUGUAUGGGAGAAAGUUGACUUUAUAUGGUACUACGAGGAUGUUGAAACCAAGAGACCCGUGCAAUGGAUCUUCUAUACAGGGAGGGAGGCUCAUGUGAUGACGUUCGAGGUUGGCGCGGUUCUUGAGGACGAGAAAUGGCAAGCGCCGGUUUAUUGUUUCAACAAAGAAAACAAGAGUUUAUCAAUCGAAGGAAAUUUAAAAAACUUUGGAGGAUACAAAGAAAAGGCUGUUUCGUAAUGCUAUUUACUGAGAGCUUUUCUUUCUAGGAUCAGAAUAAGAGGCAUCAGCACAAUAGCGUGGAGAAAGGGUGAAAUAAAUGGGAGUAUGGUUAUUAUGAGCCGUCUAAAAUCUUUGUACACUGACUUAAAAUGUUUUUAUUUCAAAUAAGAUUUGUAUUUGAAAAUCUUUGAAAUGAUAUGAACUUCGCCUUACUUAUUGUUUAAGUUGAAGGACCCGUUGGUGUAUAAUCGAGUUGAGGAGUGGGUCAAUAUCUAGGUGAUAUAUUUUUCACAAAAUGUGUGGGAUUCAUA